This is a messenger RNA of Chilo suppressalis (striped riceborer), 1079 nucleotides long. The record is from the annotation of a GenBank genome assembly. Lineage: Eukaryota; Metazoa; Arthropoda; Insecta; Lepidoptera; Crambidae.
AAGCAAAUGUUUAUCGAUUAAACUAACCACACUAGUUGAAUAUUUGUCAAACAUGACAAAAAGGCAAAUUAAAUUAUACGAAUGGCCAAGUGAAUUAGUGAAGUGCCGCCUUUAAUUUCAAUGUUUUGGAUUGGCUGGGUUUUUUUAUUGCCUUUGGAAAAACAUGGUUUUCCUAUUGCUGGUUUCACUCCCACUGUCUUGAGUUUUAGGUGACCAUUAUUUCUAAAUUCUUCAAGUAAUCACAAAAAUGAGGCGCAGAGCAGGCCUAGGUGCUAUUCAAAAGCAAAAGUUAGAACAGGUGAAAUACAGAGAAAAGGGUUCAGAAAUACAGGAGAACCAGUUCCAGCAGAUGUCCAAACAACUCGAGGUGUUUAGAGAAAACUUAGAAGAGUUCGCGACCAAGCACAAAAACGAGAUCAAGAAAAAUGCCCAGUUCAGGCGACAGUUCCAAGAAAUGUGUGCUGCUAUUGGUGUAGAUCCUUUGGCAUCUGGAAAAGGGUUUUGGUCUGUAUUAGGUAUUGGAGAUUUUUACUAUGAAUUAGGAGUUCAAAUAGUAGAAGUAUGUUUGGCUACUAAUUACAAAAAUGGUGGACUUAUAACUUUAGAAGAGUUGCGCACAAGGUUAGUGGCAGCGAGAGGGAAAGCCAAAAAACAUCAAGAAAUAACUAAUGAAGAUCUAUUAGCUGCUGUUAAGAAGUUACGAAUAUUUGGAAAUGGGUUUACAGUUGUGCCGAUGGGUAAAGGUAAAUGGCUGGUUCAGUCUGUGCCUGGAGAGUUGAAUCUGGAUCACACACUGGUGCUACAGAAGGUCAGCUCCUUGGGCACAGCUUGGGUGUCGAACAGCAUCCUCAUGGAUGAUUUAGGUUGGACUCAAACAAGAGCUCAAAGUGCCCUAAGUUAUAUGAUAAGAGAGGGACUAGUCUGGGUGGACACACAAGAUCCAAAUGAGACUCUGUUAUGGUUCCCAAGCAUGUUUGCAGAUUGUGUUUCAGCCUAACACACAAAGAUUUUAGUGUUCAGUAAUAACUUUUUGUGAUAUAAUCUAUGAAGUUUGAGCUGAGACUCCGAACAAAGAAGGU